AUGCGCAGAACAUUUGAAUCCGUGCCAGAACAUGUUUCACAGGUUCCAGAACAUGUUUUACAGGUUUAUAAGCCGACGCCUGCACAAAGACCGUCUAUUAUUCAAAAACGUGAAGCUGCAGAAGUUCUUUGGGACUUAGCAGGACUGGGUUAUCGAGAAUUAGUAGCAAAUAAAAAAGUUAAUGUCGUUAGCUUACCCGGGCAAACAGUCAAAGUUGGCAAUACAUUUGACAAAAAAUUUUUUCUAUCUGCUCUCAAUGACGUUGAUUUGGAACUAAAACACCUUGAAGUUUCAAAGAAUUUAGUUAAUUCAUCCUACAGGCUAAUCCCACAAGUUAUGAACAUGCAGGACUCAACGGAAGACAGGAUGAAGGCAGUGGAGCGGCAAAUGAACUCGCUUCGUCAAUCGCUUGACGUUCCUCGAGACCAUGGGGUAAGGACAACGGUUCCUCAGGCCAGUGGUGAAAAGGUUUGUUUUGGCUGUAGAAAACCAAAACACUUCGUCUCGCAAUGCCCUCAGAGAACUGCUAACUAUACAGAGAUUCCAAUGAAGGGGAAAAUAGAACUUUGGAUGAAAGUGGGUGGAUUUUCUAAACUUGCUUCAGUCCUGAUAUCAGACCACCUGUCAGAAAUUAUCCCGGGUUUAGAUUGGCUGGUAAAUAAUAAAGUCUCAUGGAAGUUUGACAAAGCAAGGGUUACCGUUGGUAACAAAAAUAGAGUGGUGAACAAGGCAAUUGAAAUGGGUGUAUAUGUAGCUAGGACGCUGCUUCCGAUGAAAUACGAUGGUCAAUGCGUCAGGGUAUUAAACUUAAAUGACGAACUCAAUCUGAUUAAACAGGAAACGCGGUUGGCCGAUCUUUCAGGAGCCACGGAAGCCAACCUAGGAGAGUCCUACCCCGAGUUUGUAAAACAGAUGCACAACCGGUCAUUGAUGGCUCAUCAACUGGCUCGUGAACGCUUAAAAACCGGCGCAUUGUAUAGGAAGUCGUUGUACGAUGCCAAAGUCAAAGUUUUGACGCUAUGGCCGGGAGACAAGAUAUGGUACCUGUACCCUAGGUUUUGGCAAGGCAGAUCUCCGAAAUGGAUCAGCUCAUACGAGGGUCUAUAUUUAGUGGAUCAUCUAAUUCCUCUAGUCAACGCAGCAAUAAAAAAACGACAGAGCUAA
Molecule: messenger RNA, 1164 nt
Organism: Helobdella robusta
Lineage: Eukaryota; Metazoa; Annelida; Clitellata; Rhynchobdellida; Glossiphoniidae
Exons: 7
Coding region: 1-1164 (387 amino acids)
Source: RefSeq, a predicted model, not a curated record